GAGAGGAAGGAGGGUGAACUGCUUUGUAGCUGCUGAGAUUGCAGACAGAAAUAGCACACAACCACCGUGAGCUGUGUGUGACUCGGAAACCAAGACCAAAUUGUAUUCACUUUUAUUAAUCAGUUGCUCAGAAAGAAGGAAAUGACAUCGGGUCCUGUCUUCUUCUGCAUCUUAAUUUUGGGUAAAUAUUUCCUCCGUGGGAGUGGGCAUGAUGUCACGUGCUCCCUCGGCUACUUCCCCUGUGGGAACAUCACCAAGUGCUUGCCUCAGCUUCUUCACUGCAACGGUGUGGACGACUGUGGCAACCAAGCGGAUGAGGACAACUGCGGAGACAACACUGGAUGGCCUAUACAAUUUGACAAAUACUUUGCCAGUUACUACAGAAUGACUUCCUUAUAUCACUUUGAGACACAAACAUCUGAAUGCCUGGUCGGUUCUGUGCCCGUGCAAUGUCAUUGCCGAGGUUUAGAGGUUGACUGUGAUGAGACCAAUUUACGAGCGGUUCCAUCAAUUUCUUCAAAUGUGACUACAAUGUCACUUCAGUGGAACUUAAUAAGGAAGCUUCCUCCUAAUGGCUUCGAGAAGUACCAUCACCUUCAGACGCUGUGCCUGCAAUACAAUAAUAUUAGAUCCAUAUCCGUCUAUGCUUUCAGAGGACUAUACAGUCUUACUAAACUGUAUCUCAGUCAUAACAGAAUAACUUUCUUGAAGCCGGGUGUUUUUGAAGAUCUCCAGAGACUAGAAUGGCUGAUACUUGAAGAUAAUCACCUCAGUCGAAUUUCCCCACUAACAUUUUAUGGACUAAAUUCUCUUAUUCUCUUAGCACUGAUGAAGAAUGUCCUCACCCACUUGCCGGAUAAACCUCUUUGCCAGCACAUGCCAAGACUGCACUGGCUGGACUUUGAAGGCAACCAUAUCCAUAAUUUAAGAAAUUUGACUUUUAUUUCCUGCAGUAAUUUAACUGUUUUGGUAAUGAGAAAAAACAAAAUUAAUCAUCUAAAUGAAAAUACUUUUGCACCUCUACAGAAACUAGUUGAAUUGGAUUUAGGAAGUAAUAAGAUUGAAAAUCUUCCACCUCAAGUAUUUAAGGAUCUGAAGGAGCUCUCACAAUUGAAUCUUUCCUAUAACCCAAUCCAGAAAAUUCAAGCAAAUCAAUUUGAUUAUCUUGUCAAACUCAAGUCUCUCAGCCUAGAAGGAAUUGAAAUUUCAAAUAUCCAACAAAGGAUGUUUAGACCUCUAAUGAAUCUCUCUCACAUAUAUUUUAAGAAAUUCCAGUACUGCGGGUAUGCACCACAUGUCCGCAGCUGUAAACCAAACACUGACGGGAUCUCCUCUCUCGAGAACCUCCUGGCAAGCAUUAUUCAGAGAGUAUUUGUCUGGGUUGUGUCUGCAGUCACAUGCUUUGGAAACGUCUUUGUCAUUUGUAUGAGACCUUAUAUCAGGUCUGAAAACAGGCUGCAUGCCAUGUCAAUCAUCUCUCUCUGCUGUGCUGACUGCCUAAUGGGAAUAUAUCUGUUUGUCAUCGGAGCCUUUGACCUAAAGUUUCGUGGAGAAUACAACAAGCACGCACAGCUGUGGAUGGAGAGUAUUCACUGUCAGAUUGUGGGAUCUUUGGCCAUUUUAUCCACGGAAGUAUCAGUGUUACUUCUAACAUUUCUGACACUGGAAAAGUAUAUCUGCAUUGUCUAUCCUUUUAGAUGUCUAAGACCUAAAAAAUGCAGAACAAUUACAGUUCUGAUUCUCAUUUGGAUGACUGGGUUUAUCGUGGCUUUCAUUCCACUGACCAAUAAGGACUUUUUUAAAAACUACUAUGGCACCAACGGUGUGUGCUUCCCUCUUCAUUCCGAGGACACAGAAAGCACCGCAGCCCAGAUUUACUCAGUGGCAAUUUUUCUCGGUGUUAACUUGGUGGCAUUUAUCAUCAUAGUUUUUUCCUAUGGAAGCAUGUUUUACAGCAUUCAUCAAAGUGCCAUAACAGCAACUGAAAUACGGAAUCAAGUUAAAAAAGAGAUGAUCCUUGCCAAACGGUUUUUCUUCAUUGUGUUUACUGACGCAUUAUGCUGGAUACCCAUUUUUAUACUGAAAUUUCUUUCACUGCUUCAGGUAGAAAUACCAGAUACCAUAACCUCUUGGGUAGUGAUUUUUAUUCUGCCUAUCAACAGUGCUUUGAACCCAAUUUUGUAUACUCUGACCACAAGACCAUUCAAAGAAAUGGUUCAUCAGUUUUGGUAUAACUACAGAAAAAGAAGAUCUAUUGACAGCAAAGGAAGUCAGAAAACAUAUGCUCCAUCUUUCAUCUGGGUAGAAAUGUGGCCGCUGCAGGAGGUGCCACCUGAGUUAAUAAAGCCAGCUCUUUUCACAGACCCCUGUGAAUUGUCACUAAUUUCUCAAUCAACUAGACUCAAUUCCUAUUCAUGAUGGACUCUGAAACCCAUUUCUAUGAAUGUUAUGGAAUGUUUCGCAAUGGAUUUAUUAGUAUAAAAUGAAUCCCACAAAAUUAAUUUAUAAUGUCUAAGAUAAAGCCAUUACAAGAACAGACGUUAUUUGGGAAAAAUCAAAGUGACUGAUGCCCAUAUAAAAGGAAAUAAAUUAUAUUGAUAAUUUGUAUAUAUUAGUACAUAUUUUGCAUAGGAAAUUAAGAGAAAUCUACUUCAGAAAGAGUCAUUCAUUCUUUUACCAGGCAUUUACUGAGUACACACUAUGUAUAUAGCACUGCAAUAAAUUUCUGGGAGUAUAGAAGAGUUUAGAACCUUCUCAGUUUGCAAUGUUAAAUUAUGUUUAGCUACAACAGAACAGAUGCAGUUCUUAGAUGAAGGUAGAGCUUUAUCUGCUAAGCACAUCAGCAAACAUAAUAAUCAUGGACACUUUUAAGUAAAGAUUUAAGGUUUUGGAAUACUCAGCAUAAUGAAAAAUGAGAUAACGUCUGAUUGUUUGCAAAAUAUUUUGUUUUAAAACUUCAUCUUACCUCUCAAGUUCCUGUACACUGGAGAGGUAGUACAAGAUAUCUAUUUCUAUGAAAAAAGAUAUUCUGAUAUAAACUCAAAACAGCACUUUUUUACAGUUAACUGAUUUUCAACAAAGAUACGAAGACAAUCAAAUGAGGAAAGAACUGCCUGUUCAAUAAUGAUGCUGGGACAACUGGAUGUUCACAUGCAGAGGAAUGAGGUUCGACCCCUACCUUACACCAUAUAUAAAAAUUAACUCAAAAUUAACCAACAACCUAAAAAUAAGACAUAAAACUCUUAGAAGAAAACAUAUGGGUAAAUCUUCAAGACCUUGGAUUUAGAAAUGGAUUCUUAGAUGUGUCAACAAAAGCACAAGCAACAAAGGGGAAAAAUUGAUGAACUGGACUUCAUCUAAAUAAAAACUUUUGUGGACCAAAAACAUUAUCAAAAAAGUAAAAAGACAGGGUGCCUAGCCGGCGCAGUCAAUGGAGUGUACCUCUUCAUCUCAGGGUUAUAAGUUUGAGCCCCAUGUUGGGUGUAGAGAUUACUUAAAAAUGAAAUCUUUUUUAGAAAAGAAAGACAACCUACAGAAUGGAAGAAAAUAUUUGCAAACAUAAUCAUAUCAUAUCUAAGAAGGUUUUAAUAUCCAGAAUACAUAAAGAACUCCUACAACUCAGCCACAAGGUAAACAACCCAAUUUAAAAGUGGACAAAGGACUUAAAAAGCCAUUUCUCCAAACAAGAUAUACAAAUGCCAAUAAGCACUUGAAAAGUUGCUCAACAUCACUAAUCAUUAGGAAAAUGAAAAUUAGAACCACCAUGAGAUAAUACGUUACACCUACUAGAAAGGCUGCAAUUAAAACAACAACAAAAGAAAAAGAAAAAAAAAGAAAAAUAUUGACAAGGAUGUGGAGAUUGAAACCCUUCUGCAUGGCUGGUUAAAAUGUAAAAUGAUGCUGCUGUUACCCUAGAGAGAAGUUUGGUGGUUCUUCAAGAGCUUAUCAUAGAACUAACAUAUGAUCCAGCAACUUCACCUCCAGGGAUAAACCCAAAAGAAUAGAAAACAGGAUUCAAACAGAUACUUGUAAUCAACUGCUCAUUGCAGUAUUCACAGUAGCCAAAAGAUGGAAACAACUCAAGUGCCCAUCAACUAAUAAACAGAUAAACAAAAUGUGGUAUAUACAUACAAUGGAAUAUCAUUCAGCCAUUUAUAAGAGAGAAUGAAGUUCUGACACAUGCUGCAACGUGAUGAGUAUGAAAUAACCCAGACACAAAAGGACAAAUAUCAUAUGAUUCCACUUCCACGAAGUAUCUAGAAGAAGCAAAUUCGUUGAGACAGAAAGUAGAUUAGAGGUCACUGGGGGUGAGAAGUUCAGAAGGAUGCUGCCUAAGAAGUACGGACUAUUUUCUUGGACAAAAAAAGCUAUAAAACUGAUUGUGGUGAUGGAUAAACAACUCUGUGAAAAUGCUAAAAGCCACUGAACUGUAGAUGUUAGAUGGGUGAAUUUUAUGGUUUGUGAAUUCGAUCUAAGUGAAUCAGAUCUCAAUAAAGCAGUUAAUGGGGAAAAGAAGAGCCCGAAUGCACUGACUCAGGAACUUACGGAGGACAGGUCUGCAUGCACACGGUUUUACUUCACAGAGAAAGUAACUGCCCUCGAGGGACGGAUUUACCUUCCAUUUGCCUGGCCGGCCAGUUCACAGGACACUUUUUCGCUAGUUAUUCUUCUGGUCUCUAACUGAGCUAUUGGAAUUUUUUGCUUUAGUAAUUUGAAACCUUUAAAUAGGAAUAAAAUGUUUUCAGGUAGUUUUAAAUACCACAAAAAUGUUUAAAACAUGAAAUUACUGGAAUCAGAAAUGUAUUUAUUGAAUAUUGAAUUGUAUAGAUUUCUUUGGAAAGUAAAUUACCCAAAACUUAAUACUAUUAAAAAUAUGGAUUACUUUGGGUCCUUUCUGUUCUUACUUGAAAUAAUGCCAAUAAUUUUUCUACAUGAGGAAUAUGGUUACACUUUCAACAAAAAAUAAUAAAACAAUAGAAAGUUA
Messenger RNA from Suricata suricatta (meerkat), 4984 nucleotides. RefSeq names its product relaxin family peptide receptor 1 (gene RXFP1). Bases 142 to 2418 code for a protein of 758 amino acids. The transcript has 18 exons. The record is from RefSeq and is a predicted model, not a curated record. Gene Ontology annotation, molecular function: protein binding; G protein-coupled receptor activity. Gene Ontology annotation, cellular component: membrane. NCBI's taxonomy places the organism in Eukaryota, Metazoa, Chordata, Mammalia, Carnivora, Herpestidae. Gene Ontology annotation, biological process: G protein-coupled receptor signaling pathway.